AUGUUACCAGUAUUUUGCUGGCUAACACUGCUGGAAAUUGCAUGCAUUUUAACCCCGCAACUAGUUUCUUCAAAUAUUAUUGCGGAUUUCGUAGAGGAUUUGAAAACUUAUCGUCCUUACACAAGGAGACCAAGGCCAAAAAAUAAACCAGUCGGUAAACGUACAGGAUAUGUAGAAUUAGAUUCAAAAUACAGAAAAUCAAAAAAAAGAUAUGAUAACAGAGUGUCAGACGUAACAAGUACAUAUUUACCGCCCACAAUCAAAGUUACUGUACCCGAAGGAAUAAAAACGGAAACACCGCUGACUGUCAAUACUGAACCUGAAGUAACAAAAACUGAUAAACCGCCGACUGAAUAUCCAGCAAAAGUAAAGUUCAAUUUCGACUUUUCAAUAAAAGGUAUGAAAAAACUAUCAUUUACUUACGAAGAACCACAAAUACCAAAUCUGGAAAAACCACCGGCUGCCAACUCGAAGUCGGAAUAAAAGAAAAAACUAAUAGGUACAAUCACAUCUUAAAAUAAAGUGCAGUGAAACGGUUAUUUCGACUUGUAUCUGAAUAAUAUCCUAAAACAUUACUUUACUCUCUAUGAAAAUACAGAAAAAAUAAGCGACUAUCAUCAGAAUAU
Spodoptera littoralis (African cotton leafworm) is the source of this 626-nucleotide messenger RNA. Lineage: Eukaryota; Metazoa; Arthropoda; Insecta; Lepidoptera; Noctuidae. The record is from the annotation of a GenBank genome assembly.